GGUAAACUGAGUAACCGCGGCGUUUCAGGCGGUCAAACGCAACAGUAGUCAAUUCAGAAAAGCCUGCACAUUUAUCUUGUUUUCUUUUUUCCAAUUCCUCCAGGACAACUGGAUCAAAAGUACUUUUAUUAUUUUCAAAGAAGAUUGCUAGACUGGUGCUUGCAAUCAUGUCAUUACCGGCAGUAAGGCAGGCGGCUUCGAGGGCGCUGAGGAUGCGUGGACCCGUUUACCGGACCGUCAGGAUGGUGUCAACGACCUCGCAUGAGAGCCAGCAGAGGCUUCUCUCCUCGCACCUGCAAACCGCAGACCCGGCCAUGUACGAUAUCGUCGAGAAGGAAAAGCAGAGGCAGAAGCACUACAUCAACCUCAUUCCGUCGGAAAACUUCACAUCCCAGGCAGUUCUGGAUGCUUUAGGAAGCCCGAUGCAGAACAAGUACUCCGAGGGUUACCCCGGAGCGAGGUAUUACGGUGGUAACGAGUUCAUCGACCAAUCCGAGAGGCUAUGCCAGCAACGAGCAUUGGAGACUUUUGGCCUGGAUGAGAAGCAGUGGGGAGUCAACGUGCAAGCUCUCUCUGGCGCCCCCGCCAAUCUGUACGUCUACUCGGCCCUCAUGGGCGUCCACGACCGCAUGAUGGGUCUAGACCUGCCCCACGGUGGCCAUCUUUCCCACGGAUACCAGACGCCUACCAAGAAGAUCUCCUUCAUCUCAAAGUACUUUGAGACGGUCCCCUACCGCCUGGACGAGUCGACAGGCUACAUCGACUACGACAAGUUGGAGGAGCUGGCGCACGUCUACCGCCCCAAGAUCAUCGUUGCGGGCACCUCGGCCUACAGCCGGUUUAUCGACUACAAGCGUAUGCGUGAGAUCUGUGACAAGGUCAACGCGUACCUGCUGGCCGACAUGGCACACAUCUCGGGCUUGGUCGCGGCCAAGGUCGUCCCGACACCGUUUGCCUACGCAGACAUUGUGACCACUACCACCCACAAAUCUCUACGAGGCCCUCGCGGUGCCAUGAUCUUCUUCCGGAGGGGUGUGCGUUCGACCAACCCCAAGACCAAGGCGGAGGUUUUGUAUGACCUCGAGAACCCCAUCAACCAGUCCGUCUUCCCCGGUCACCAAGGCGGGCCGCACAACCACACCAUCGCUGCCCUGGCCGUGGCGCUCAAGCAGGCCCAGAUGCCCGAGUUCCGCGCGUACCAGGAGCAGGUCCUUGUCAACGCCAAGGCGUUUGCCCGCCGGCUGGGCGAGGCCAAGGGCAGCGGCGGUGGUCUGGGCUACAAGAUCGUUUCGGGCGGCACGGACAACCACCUCGUGCUGGCCGACCUCAAGCCGCAGGGCAUCGACGGCGCCCGCGUCGAGCGCGUCCUGGAGCUGGUCGGUAUCGCCGCCAACAAGAACACGGUGCCUGGCGACAAGUCGGCCCUGACACCCGGAGGUCUGCGCAUGGGCACUCCGGCCAUGACGACGCGUGGUUUCGGCGAAGACGACUUUGUCCGCGUUGCUGACAUUGUGGACCGGGCGGUUACGAUCGCCGUCAGGGUCGACAAGGCGGCCAGGAAGGCGGCCGAGGCCAAGGGCGAGAAGACCCCCGGCAAGCUCAAGAACUUUUUGGCAUACCUGGGCAACGGCGAGACGGAGAGCGAGAUUGUGCAGCUCAGGAGCGAGGUUUCCGACUGGGUGGGGACCUACCCUCUUCCGUGGGAUGUGAAGCCUUGAGUGAGGGGAGCUUGAGGUGCUGAUUUCAUUUUCUUUUGGUUUUCUUGUGUUUUAACCUUGUUCUCGUCAUGGAUUCUUUUUGGGGGUAUUGGGGGGUUAUUUCUGCCUUUAUUGCAAUCAGAUCUCAACUAUCUAUAUGACAUAUACUGGGUUCUUUCGCAUUCUUCGUGUUUUUUUUUCUUCGUUCCUCUGGAUCGUUGAAUACGCUCAACUGGCAUUCGAGAUGAUGAAGGAAGCUGCCAUGUUGCUGCUCUUCCUAUUGUCGUUGGGCUGGUAUGGUGCAAACCUUGAGAGAAAAAAAAGUUCUACUUUUCCUCUUUUCCUUGACCUGACGCAUUUUCUUAUGUCGCAUUAUGAAACAUGAUUUCGUUGCGCGACUCACAGUCACGGCUUGUGUUUUUUUUUUUUUUU
Messenger RNA from Pyricularia grisea, 2129 nucleotides. RefSeq lists its product as uncharacterized. Gene Ontology annotation, biological process: L-serine catabolic process; folic acid metabolic process; tetrahydrofolate interconversion. Gene Ontology annotation, molecular function: zinc ion binding; pyridoxal phosphate binding; glycine hydroxymethyltransferase activity. Bases 168 to 1718 code for a protein of 516 amino acids. The record is from RefSeq and is a predicted model, not a curated record. The transcript has 4 exons. Gene Ontology annotation, cellular component: cytoplasm. NCBI's taxonomy places the organism in Eukaryota, Fungi, Ascomycota, Sordariomycetes, Magnaporthales, Pyriculariaceae.